AACAAACGUCACUUUUUUAGUUUUCUCAAGUUUGCUUUGGUUCUCAUUUUAAUUGCGUGGAAAAUAAAAUCACAUUUUUCAUCUAAUUAGAGAUUCUAAAGAAAAUCUGCGCUUAUUGUAAGAGCGGUUACUAGUGUGUUAUGUUACUCAAUAAAACUAGGCUUGUAGGAUUUACUUCAAGCCGUUCCAACAUGAUUGAGAUUGACCAAGGCUCGUCCGACAUCGUGAUCCUGACCGGCAACUCGCACCCCGAGCUCGCGGACUUGGUUGCCAAUCGGCUGGGCGUGCGCAAAGGAGGAUGUUCAGUGUAUCACAAGACUAACCGAGAGUCAGUGGUGGAAAUUGCUGAUUCCAUUCGCGGAAAAAACAUUUAUAUCAUUCAAACUGGGACCAAAGAUGUAAACAACAACAUAAUGGAGCUGCUAAUCAUGGCAUAUGCUUGCAAGACCUCAUCAGCUCGGUCCAUAGUGGGCGUCAUUCCAUACCUGCCAUACAGCAAGCAGUGCAAGAUGAGGAAGCGAGGCUGCAUCGUCACUAAACUGCUUGCUAAAAUGAUGUGCAAGUCGGGCCUGACUCAUAUCAUCACCAUGGACCUUCAUCAGAAAGAGAUACAAGGGUUCUUUGACUGUCCAGUUGACAAUCUGAGGGCUUCUCCAUUCUUACUGCAGUAUAUUCAGGACAGUAUCCCAGACUACCGCAACUCAGUCAUAGUGGCUCGCAACCCGGGCUCGGCCAAGAAGGCGACGUCGUAUGCGGAGCGGCUGCGGCUCGCCAUCGCCGUCAUACACGGCGAGCAGAAGGAGGCCGAGAGCGACGAGGUGGACGGCCGGUACUCACCGCCUUGUCUGCAGGGCGUGGACCGUUCCCGCACGAUGGACGUGUCGGUGGGCGUGCCCGUGCACCCAGCCAAGGAGAAGCCGCCCAUCAACGUGGUGGGCGACGUCGGCGGCCGUAUCGCCAUCAUGGUGGACGACAUGAUAGACGACGUGCAAUCGUUCGUGGCCGCCGCCGAGGUGCUCAAGGAGUGUGGCGCUUACAAGAUAUACGUGCUGGCGACACACGGGCUGCUCUCAUCCGACGCGCCUCGCCUCAUCGAGGACUCGCCCAUAGACGAGGUGGUGGUCACCAACACCGUGCCGCACGAGCUGCAGAAGAUGCAGUGCAACAAGAUCAAGACCAUAGAUAUAUCCGUGCUGCUGAGCGAAGCCAUCCGCCGCAUACACAACAAGGAGUCCAUGUCGUAUCUGUUCAAAAAUGUCACCCUCGAGGAUUAAGGCAUGUCUGUAUGUAUAAGUAUUGUAAUUGAUUAUUCUAUUUUAUCUUGUUAAGGGUUUUGGAGGAUGUUUACCGCUGGAGGAUACUGUAUUUUAAAGCCUGAGUUGAGAGGAAAAUGAAAACUGUUAGUGGUCUUUGCUUAUGCAGCGUGAGUGUUCGAACAACUCGACCACGGCAUAUUGAUAUUUUUCUUUCCUCAGGAUUACUAAAGAAUUAUUUUUGUAGUAUUAUCGUAAAUGAGUAAGAUAUUCCAUCUCCAUUUUCUCGUAAUUCCUAUCUGGGUUUAGAGCAAGUAAAUAUUUUUCUUACUAAUUUCAGUCCAACCCAUAUAAAAAUGUUUUGUCCUUCUAGAAUAUGUGUGCUGUAAAAAGUAUCAUUUUGUAGCAUAUGUAUUCUAUGCUAUUGCCUGCUAUAGCAUGUUAUCUAAUCAUGCAUCAAUAAGAUUUGAUUUAGUAUUAAUUUAAAUCAUGUUUUACAUUUCAAAGCAUUUAAAUGGUAAAGUUAUCAUAGGUAGUGCUAGAAAAUCACACAGGUGUUAUUUAAUUAAUUAUAAUAUUGUUAUUAAGUAAAUUUAGGUGCUGCGUUUAUAAUAUUUUGUCACUGCAACCACAUUUAUUUUGGUUUUCUAUUUUUGGGUCACAAAUUGAAAUAGAAAUAAAACUUCUCACUAUUGUUACUGUGUUAUAGUAAGAUGUAUAAUUAUUAUUAUGUAUACUAUUUAAAUCAAAAUGUGAAAUGUUGUCCAAAGCUUUUGUGAAUAUUAUAUAAUUUGUAUAAUAAUAAAUUUUUCACUGAAAUAUUUGCACCUAUUAAGAUUAUAAGAUUUAAUAUAGUUUAUAGUGCCUAGAAAAGCCAUAAAUUGUAUUAAUUUGUUAGGAUUAUUAUAUUGUGUAAUCGCAAUAAAUGGAUGCGAUUAAA
Molecule: messenger RNA, 2193 nt
Organism: Plutella xylostella (diamondback moth)
Lineage: Eukaryota; Metazoa; Arthropoda; Insecta; Lepidoptera; Plutellidae
Product: phosphoribosyl pyrophosphate synthase-associated protein 2
Biological process (GO): 5-phosphoribose 1-diphosphate biosynthetic process; purine nucleotide biosynthetic process
Cellular component (GO): cytoplasm; ribose phosphate diphosphokinase complex
Molecular function (GO): ribose phosphate diphosphokinase activity; ATP binding; magnesium ion binding
Source: RefSeq, a predicted model, not a curated record